This is a messenger RNA of Dalotia coriaria, 1704 nucleotides long. Its product is annotated as glycerate kinase. The record is from RefSeq and is a predicted model, not a curated record. Gene Ontology annotation, molecular function: glycerate kinase activity. Gene Ontology annotation, biological process: protein phosphorylation. Gene Ontology annotation, cellular component: cytoplasm. Bases 115 to 1614 code for a protein of 499 amino acids. Lineage: Eukaryota; Metazoa; Arthropoda; Insecta; Coleoptera; Staphylinidae. The transcript has a single exon.
GUGAAGUUUAUAACUAAACAAAAUCAACGUGACAAUGUAACCUUUAUACUUGCUAGUCUUUAUUUUUCUAAAUUUUCUGAUUAUGCACGUGACGUAAUUAUUAAAUUGAUAACAAUGCGUUUAUCACAGUUUGUGUUGUCGAGGGCAAUGAUGGACCAAGCACGCCAUCUUCGUGAGAUCUUCCAGGCUGCACUGGGUUCAGUGCAAACUUCAAACCUCAUACAAACCAGCGUUAAACUAAAAACCAGUGAAGAAUCCGGUAAGCAAACCUUAACAAUCGUGGAUAGAAGCUUCGAGUUGAAGAAACCAGUCUAUAUUAUCGGUUUUGGUAAGGCUGUCUUUGCCAUGGCCUCGGAACUCUUGAAUGUCCUCGGUGAUAAAGUCGAACGUGGAAUACUGACAAUCCCCGCAGGUACGCACGAAGUCAGUAAGAUGGCGCUAGGGACUAAAAAAGAGCAAUUAUUCGCUGAAAAAUUCGAAGUCUUUGAAGGAGCGUAUCAUAAUCUACCCGAUGAAUACGCCAUGAAAGGAGCAAAGAAAAUAUAUGAUCUUGUUGAAAGCCUAGACUAUGAUGAUGUGCUUAUUGUCUUGAUAUCCGGUGGUGGAUCUGCCCUGUUACCAUUACCUAAAGAAGGUGUCACCCUUGAUGAAAAAAUACUUUUGACCAGGGAGUUGUUCAACAGAGGAGCUGGUAUCUUCGAGGUGAACUGUGUACGUAAAAAGUUAUCCAUAUUCAAAGGUGGCGGAUUGGCACGUAUUGCUUAUCCAGCUAAGGUUUACUCAUUGAUCCUCAGUGAUGUGGUUGGUGAUUCCUUGGAUAUUAUUGCAAGUGGACCAACUGCACCACAUGUAGCUUCUCAAUGCAUGAAUGUUUUAUCAGUUCUAAACAAAUACGAACUCUUGGAUGGUCUGUCUCGUAACCUGAAAACUGUUGUCUCUCAUGAGGAAACACAGGAAACAACAGCGUCGACUUUACGAGUGUUUCGUAAUGUUAAGAACUUUGUCAUUGGUAACAAUAGCUUGGCAUGUACUGCCGCUGCGCAGAAAGCUCAGAAACUUGGGUAUUACGCUGAUGUGGUCACAACGAGAAUUGAUGGUAAAGUUCCUGAUGUCGCUGAAUUCUAUCUGGAGAUUGUGAAAUACUUCAAAUAUAAAAGUCGGCCAAUUAUUGCUAUAAAUCAGUACCAGGAUUUGUUGGAUUCGAUGGUUAUGGUUGCAUUUGAAAAAAUGAAGUAUUCACGAGUGGGUGAUCCCUUGUGUUUGAUUUUUGGUGGUGAACCAACGAUUGUGGUUGGUGGUAAAAAGGGGAAAGGUGGGAGGAAUAUGCAUCUUGCUUUGGAGCUGGCGAUGAUUUUGGAGGGUGAUGAUAGUGAAGGGAUUUACUUUUUAAGUUGUGGAACUGAUGGUAUAGAUGGGCCGACGGAUAUGGCUGGGGCGAUUGCUCCCGUUGGACUAACACCUGAAGAGAAAGAACAAGCAAAGCCCUUUUUGGAAAAUUGUGAUACUUACAACUAUUUUAAGGAGAAGAAACCUGAUUAUUUGAUAAGAACAGGACAUACAGGCACGAAUGUCAUGGAUAUUCAUAUUUUAAUUAUAACAGGGAAAGCAAUUUAAAUUUAAAAUAUACUUAAACAUAAUUUUGAGGUUUAUAAUAACGAAAUUGGGACGUUUUUUGAUAAAAUAUACGAAAAAUCAUGUUUUUUA